UGAGGAUGCCAGCGAAACUGACCUAGCAAAGCAUGAGGAAGAGGACUUUGUAGAAAUGAAAGAACAGAUGUAUCAGGACAAACUGGCAUCUCUGAAGAGGCAGUUACAACAAUUGCAGGAAGGUACUCUUCAGGAAUAUCAGAAAAGAAUGAAAAAGUUGGACCAGCAGUACAAAGAAAGGAUACGAAAUGCAGAACUGUUCCUCCAGCUGGAAACAGAUCAGGUGGAAAAAAAUUAUGUCAAGGAAAAGAAGGCAGCAGCAAAGGAGUUUGAAGAUAAGAAAAUUGAGCUCAAGGAAAACUUGAUUGCAGAGUUGGAGGAGAAAAAGAAGAUGAUUGAGAAUGAAAAGCUAACCAUGGAAUUAACAGGAGAUUCAAUGGAAGUGAAGCCUAUUAUGACAAGGAAGCUGAGGCGACGACCAAAUGAUCCAGUUCCUAUCCCAGACAAGAGGAGGAAACCUGCCCCUGCUCAGCUAAAUUAUUUGUUGACUGAUGAGCAAAUAAUGGAGGACCUGAGAACACUGAAUAAGCUUAAAUCACCCAAGAGACCAGCCUCUCCCUCCUCUCCUGAACACCUCCCAGCUACACCAGCAGAGUCUCCAGCACAGCGGUUUGAAGCCCGGAUAGAAGAUGGAAAACUCUACUAUGACAAGAGAUGGUACCACAAGAGCCAGGCUAUUUACCUGGAGUCUAAAGAGAACACUAAGAUCAGCUGUGUGAUCAGUUCCGUGGGCGCCAAUGAGAUCUGGGUGAGGAAAACCAGUGACAGCACAAAAAUGAGAAUCUAUCUGGGACAGCUGCAGCGAGGUGUUUUUGUGAUUCGUCGACGAUCAGCUGCAUGACUGUAUGCUCUUCCUUGGUCUUUUUUUUUUUUUUUUUUUAAAACCAAUAGACAAACCUCUAAUGAGGAAUGGCAGUCUGUUCACUCAGCAGCAGAGAACGCUGUCAUGACCUCUUACGAGACAGUUCGUGGCUGGCCACAUAAUCCCCAGUAGUCCUUAAAUCUUUAGUGAUACCCAAGCACUGCCCUGGACUAUUUCUGGAUUUUGCAUCAAGCUUCUGUAUGCUUUCUUUAUAUUUUGGGUGACUAUUUAAGAAGACUUUGCAUCAUACUUUUUCAUCAUUGUUUCAUGGUGCAUAGAUGGGACUCGUAUGCUGAAAACAACGUAACAUUUAUGUUUUGAAUCAGACCAAUGGAAGAAGCUUUGCUUGUCAAGACCUGAGGUUAUUUGUUCUUUUAGGUUUUGUUUCCCUGCAAGGCUCGGGUUGUUGGGCAAAAGGAGAUUAAUUUUGCCAGCUUUCAGCUGCAGCCGAGAGAUGCAUCUGUAAUACCUGGUAUAUGACAUCAGCUUUAUUGGAUGAACUGUUUAAAGACUUGAGCACUGAGGCUUUUUUUAGGAAAGUGUGAACAGCUUAGAAACUGCUGAAAAUCCAGUUGAUUUUAAUGUAGUUAAGCAGUCACAUGUGGUUAACCAGAAGUUUCCGUUUCUCCUCACAUUAAAAAACCCUUCAAUGAACAAGCAGAGAGUAUAUCUAUUUGCUGAAGUCGUUUCCUGAAAUAGGUGGAUGAGUGUAAACCAAAGGAUUAAUUAACUGGACUUUGCAAAUAGCGAGACUGCAUGAACUGUAUGUAUGAGUAUAAGCACUCAUACAUGUAGAGUGAUGAAGGGUAAAUUUAAUUUUCUUUACUAAUGUUUAGAGUAACAGGUCAUGCCGGAAUCCUGCUGACAGAAGAUACCAGAUCUGUUGUAUCUUCCAAAGAAGCCUGGGUACAGAGUAGAAAGCGGCAUUGGCAUGCUUUUAGUGUAUAGCCAAAACCUUUGUUCCCUAAAAUGUCAUGCAAAGGUUUGCCUUUGAAGGGUAUUUUAAUUACUGGAGAUAAUGCUGGGUUUCUACACCUGCCCUCCAAUAGCACAAGUGAAAAUUCUCAAGUGAUUGUAUUAGUAUGUUCCCGUCCAAGAUGUUUAAAGAUCUGACUCUGGCACUCCUUUAUUAUUCCCAGUCUUUUGCUGAUGGCUGAAACAACCAAUACCACAUGUGACUGCACUGGCAUGAACUACACAGUGCACUGGCAAUGCUCAGAUUUUUGCCUUCGGUGCAAAAGAACUUUGUGCUCUUUUUGAUUACUGGACAAAAAGUUGUAAUUUCUGCCUUUAUCAAUAUCUGUCACUUUGAGGCAUCUUUUGGUUUUGCUUUUGAACUGCCUUCUUGUUCAGCAUCAGUCUAGCCUUUCUUUCAUACCUGGAUAAAUGGAGUAUUUUAAAUGACUCUUUCCAUUUCUUUUGCUUACUGCGGUUGGGGGGCAGUCACAUCCCAAUAACUGACAUGCGUACCUGGAUCUGGAGCGGCGUGUUAUGGCUGGGUUUCUGAUGUGUUGCCUUUGUGGCUGAGACACCUUACGUAUUUUUACUGUGUUUAGAAUUUCAACUGGAUCUGGAGCCUUGGCGAGGAAAGGAGAGGGUGCCUCUUUUCCCCCUUGAAAAUGUGCCAUCUGUGCUGCAGCGUUAGUCAGGUGGAAAGCAGGCUGUAUUUUGUCACAUUAACAGCAUACUUAAUAUAACUUAACAUUCUCUGCACGUGUGACAGCUUUUUAAUAAGGUGAUGAUGCACCAAACAGGAUUUGUCACUGAGCCUUAAAAUGAACAUCAUAGUUCUUAUAAAAAAAAAAAAGUACUAAGUAAAUAACUGGAUUUAUUUCCUACCUGUAUCAUUUUAUCAGUAUAUACACUUGUGGAAAUAGCUGGGAACUUUGGUUCAGUUUUGGAGAAGUAUCUUGCCAACCUGCUAACCGCAGGUGAUCUCUGCUGCUGUGAUGUUAUCUGUUCUGGGGUAACUUUAAAGGUAUUGGUAGAAGUGUGACAGUUCAGCAGCUCUCUUGGAGCCAGGCGUGGUAUAGGUGUGUGUUGUGUAAGCUUAAUUGUAUGGCUUUGACGUAUGACAUCUUAAUCUGAAUCAGCAUCACCUGCUUACCAUCCCUAUUCCUUGGCAGAAGGGGGAAAAGAAGAGCUGCUCUCCCAGCCAAAAGCCUGUCUUUCCAUCAGCUGUGGACUUACAUUGCAAGGGAGUGAGGGGGUGGUAAUGGCAUGGGACACACGUUUCUAGUUCACACCCGAAUCAGAAUUUGAAUGGUCUUCUGGAAGCAAAUAUCUGUGGGACUGUUGUGCCAUCUCCUCUUCUGUAACCCCCCUGUGGACAUUCAGCUGUGCUGAGAAAGUUACUGUUAUCAUAAGGACUCAUCUUGUGUCGCUGCAGAUAGAUAAUCAAGGAGCGUAGCCUUGGACUGCAACUUGUGGUGGGAGAAAACAAGGUAGGAAUGAACGAGGACACUGAGCUGUCAGAGUGGGAAGGAAGAAAAUUUAGGUGUGCUGUUGUAUUGGCUGGGGAGAUGGGUUACGUACACUGAUCCUGAUUGAGGGCAAUGCUUCAGCAUGGCAGCUGCCAAAACUUGGUCUCAAACUCUUAACCUACUUUUUCACGCCGAUCUUGGCUCUCCUGGGAGGAUACGUGAGGUUUGUACAACUCCCUUCUGUCAGAGUUCUUUGCCCAUUGCCAGUUUCCCCAGUGCCCCUUUCUGCUUUUGACAGUCCUGAGUGUGACCUUGCAGCCCUCUCUGCUCAAAUUUAACUGCUACACUGAAGGUAUUUUGAUUUAAGACUACUUCAUCCUUAGUUCCUAGUUUUAAUGAAAUGAAAGUCUUCCUUGCCUUAGCUGAUCACCAUGAAAAGUAGCUCUGUCUCCUCUAACAAAGUACGUGAAUAUUGUGUCCUGUUCUUUCAAGCAGGCUGUUCUGUAAUGACCCAUGCCAUUUACAGGGCUGGAAAUGAUGAAAAUGCGGUGCCUUACUGUACACUCAGGGAAGCAACACAUUCGUUAAUCCUAGAAGGAUGCUCAAAAUGUGUUGUGGCGAGGAUGAGGCAUGUGGAGAUCAAGAGUAUAGACAUCAGCUGUAGAAAUGAAGGUUUCCUGCCACUGCUUGGAGAAAGAGAGACAAGUUACUCAAGGAGAUGGACAAGGUCUUGCUUAAAUUCUAAGAGAAAAUUGGCUUUUCUAUCUGCAGUUUGCCUGUCUAAUAUCAGUCUUGAAGAAUUCAAACCGUCAGUGAACCGAAAUGGCUUUGCUACAGUUAUGAAAAGAUUUAAUACUCAUUAUGGACAGCAUUUAAAGGAAAUUUAAGAAAUAGUUUUCACUCCUGCUUACAGUCAUUUUAAAGAAAGGUGAACCUUCUGCCAAAACCAGACUUUUAUUGGGGGUUAAAUUGUAGCUGGCCGUUGACUCAUAUUAAGCAUUUUUCUCAUUGCCUCGAAGUGGACUGUGAUGUUUGAGCAGGUGCAAAAUAAAAAAAGGUUCCCCCCCCCCCCCCCCAAUAGAUGUUCAAGUGGACAGGAAGACAGAUUGAUGAACCAGCUUCCAUUUGCUUUUUGACAUCGUACUCACUGGGAAGUUUCAAAAGAGGCUUUUUCCUGGAAUGAAUGCUAAUAAAACAAAUUCUCUUUCUUGGCUCAUGCGCUUUGUCUGGAAUUUCAUAAAGAAACAAAGUGAUUUAAGGACAGAAGUCUUGAUUGCUUGCGAUUUUUUUUUUUUCAUACAUUUCUGGGGAACUUGCGGAAAUAAAGCCUAAAAGAGCAAGAAAUUGCUGUGACCCUUAUGAAAAACAGA
Messenger RNA from Egretta garzetta (little egret), 4655 nucleotides. It is a transcript of the gene SUDS3, whose product is annotated as SDS3 homolog, SIN3A corepressor complex component. The record is from RefSeq and is a predicted model, not a curated record. The transcript has 11 exons. NCBI's taxonomy places the organism in Eukaryota, Metazoa, Chordata, Aves, Pelecaniformes, Ardeidae. Bases 56 to 841 code for a protein of 261 amino acids. Gene Ontology annotation, cellular component: Sin3-type complex. Gene Ontology annotation, biological process: negative regulation of transcription by RNA polymerase II. Gene Ontology annotation, molecular function: histone deacetylase binding.